Messenger RNA from Monascus purpureus, 1467 nucleotides. The record is from the annotation of a GenBank genome assembly. NCBI's taxonomy places the organism in Eukaryota, Fungi, Ascomycota, Eurotiomycetes, Eurotiales, Aspergillaceae.
AUGCCUCGCUUCGACGACUCUGACUUCGGUGUCGAACCCGCCCCCGCGGAUGCUUCCUCCAAGGCCCCUCAGGGUGCGGAGGCCCUCUCUCCCCGAGCUGGCUCUGGGGCUACUCUCCCCAUCCCUUCAGAUCCUAACUCCAAGACUAUCGAGAUCCCCGCCACCAGAAGCUCCAUCAGCGAUGCUGCCCAGUACAUGCACAACCUGAGCCUGGGUCCGUCCAUGAAGGACCGUCGUGGCUCUCGCAACUCCUUUGGCACCUCUCUUCCCAUCCCGAGAUCCCCUCGUGUCUCUAGGCUGUCCUCCGUCUACAAGGCUGGCUCUCCCUCCGUUACCCGCGACCUCCUGGCCUCUCAGGUCCAGGAUAUGUCCAAGGAGAAAGUCGAGGCUGCCAAGAACAUGUCCUUUGUCUUUGACAUCGACGGUGUCCUGGCUCACGGCAAUGAGCCCAUUGAACAGGCCAAGGAGGCUCUCAAGAUGCUUAACGGUGACAACGAACUCGGUAUCAAGAUCCCUUACAUCCUCUUGACCAACGGUGGCGGUAAGACCGAAGCUGCCCGCUGCGAGCAACUCUCCGAGAUCCUUGAGGUCCCCAUCUCCACCGACCAGUUCAUCCAGUCCCACACCCCCAUGCAGGCGUUGUCCGAGUACUAUGAGACCGUCCUCGUCUGCGGUGGAGAGGGCUACACCGUCCGCGAGGCCGCUGAGAACUACGGCUUCAAGAAUGUCAUUCACCCCAAGGAUAUCCUUGCCUGGGAUCCUACCAUCUCUCCCUGGAGGUGCUUCACUCCCGAGGACCGCGCUGGCGCCCGCCCUCGUGACUUCAAGAACCUCAAGUUUGAUGCCAUCCUCGUCUUCGCCGACUCUCGUGACUACGCCACCGAUAUGCAGCUCAUCAUCGAUCUCUUGCUGUCGGAGAACGGCCGCCUGGGUACCAGGGCCAAGGACCCUAUCUCCAGCCGUAUCCCCAUCUACUUCUCCCAUGGUGAUCUAGUCUUCCCCACCGACUACAAGGGUCCUCCUCGUCUGACCCAGGGUGCUUUCCGUAUCGGUGUCGAGGCCAUGUACAAGGUCCUCACCGGUGUCGACCUGGAGCGUGUCGUGUAUGGCAAGCCCGAACGUGCCACCUACACCUUUGCCGACGAAGUGCUCAAAUCCUGGAUGGACGAGAUUCACAACGAGCACAAGCUGCCCAAGAACAUUUACAUGAUCGGUGACAACCCGGCUUCCGACAUUGUCGGUGGUAACAUGUACGGAUGGAACACCUGCCUGGUCCGCACCGGUGUCUUCCAGGGCAAGGAGGGUGAGAACGACCGCGAGAACCCAGCCAACUUUGGUGUGUUCGAUAACGUCCUCGAGGCCGUUAAGGCCGCCAUCCGCAAGGAACUCGGUGACGAAUUCAAGUUCAAGUGGAACCCGAAGAUUAACCCUGUGACUCACGGCGAGGAUGCGUCUGCCAUUGAGUAG